Papaver somniferum (opium poppy) is the source of this 753-nucleotide messenger RNA. Its product is annotated as protein MAINTENANCE OF MERISTEMS-like. The record is from RefSeq and is a predicted model, not a curated record. Bases 1 to 753 code for a protein of 250 amino acids. The transcript has a single exon. NCBI's taxonomy places the organism in Eukaryota, Viridiplantae, Streptophyta, Magnoliopsida, Ranunculales, Papaveraceae.
AUGCAAGGGCGAACAAAUUGCUCAAGCGUCAAAUGGCUAAAACAUUGGCUAUUAAGUGAAGAAUGUUCUUCUGUUCGCAAUCUAGUGGUUAGUACAGGAUUAGCGCCUGGAAUUCUGCAUUCCCAAUCGGAGUAUGAUAGUGUUGUGGUCUCUACAUUCAGGGAACGAUAUUGGCUUGAAACCGAUACGUUUCAUCUCCCAUUUGGAGAGAUGACAAUAACACCGGACGAUGUGAAGCAAAUUCUUGACCUAGAAGUUAAAGGAAAGUCUGUGGCUGAAGGUUUCAACAACAACAUGUCUUGGACUGACCUUUACAUCCUUUUUCAAGAAACACUUGGGUGGGAGAAAGACAAAACCGAGAUGGAGUUUCGGUUGGUUGCUAGUUAUGACCCAAGUGAACCACAUAAGCAACCUAUCAUCAUAAAACUAUUGUUGAAGAAUCUGAAGACAAAGUUUGGAGGAACGCUCGUAAAGGAAAUGGCAGGUGAGAUGAUGGAUAAAACAAGAGUUAGGCGUAUAGCCACAUCGUAUUUGGUGUAUUCUCUUGGGACCGUAUUCUUGCCCGAUAACUCGGGAAAUAGGGUGAAUAUUCAUUAUCUACAAUUGUUGAAGAAUUUGGACAACAUCAAAAAUUAUUCGUGGGCCACUGCCACCCUUGCAUAUUUACCUGACAGCCUAAGAAAUGCCUCGAGGGUUGGAGCUACUGAAAUUGCUGGGAAUGUCGCGCUUCUAAUGGUAAGUUUGGUUACAUAA